AUGUCCGGCCUCGACACCCCCGAGAUCAAGGCCGCCUACGAGGCUGUCCGCAGCGACAAGGACGACACCAACUGGCUCCUCAUCUCGUACGCCGGCAACGUCGGGGACAAGCUCGCCCUCACGGCCUCCGGCUCGGGCGGCCUCGCCGAGGUGGCCGGCAGGCUCGACGACUCGCAGGCCCAGUACGCCUACGUCCGCGUCGAGUACGCCAACGACAGCGAGUCGAAGCGCGUCAAGUUCAUCCUGGUCGUCUGGAUCGGCGAGGGCACAAAGGUCAUGCGCAAGGCCCGCGUCUCCAUCGAGAGCGGCAACGUCAAGAAGGCCUUUGGCCACCACGCCGCCAUCGACGCCCGCGACAAGGGCGACCUCGCAGAGGCAGACAUUGUCAAGAGGCUGCGCGCAGCCGGAGGCGCCGACUACAACGGCGGCCGUGGUUAA
Messenger RNA from Microdochium trichocladiopsis, 438 nucleotides. Its product is annotated as cofilin/tropomyosin-type actin-binding protein. Gene Ontology annotation, molecular function: actin filament binding. Bases 1 to 438 code for a protein of 145 amino acids. The record is from RefSeq and is a predicted model, not a curated record. NCBI's taxonomy places the organism in Eukaryota, Fungi, Ascomycota, Sordariomycetes, Xylariales, Microdochiaceae. Gene Ontology annotation, biological process: regulation of actin filament polymerization. The transcript has a single exon. Gene Ontology annotation, cellular component: actin filament; site of polarized growth; plasma membrane.